AUGAAACCCCUCACCCUGCUACCUCUCCUAACAACACUCCUCACGCACCUCCCGACAACGACCUCCCAAACCCUUAACAUAGUCGCCCACCAAGACGACGACCUUCUCUUCCUGAGCCCAGACAUCCCCCAUGACAUCCAAUCCGGGCGACGCGUACGCACGCUCUACCUCACAGCCGGCGAUGCAGGCGACACAUCCAGCUACUACACGCAACGCCAAUCAGGCUCCCAAGCCGCGUACGCCCGAAUGGCCGAUACCGCCAACGCCUGGACCCAAUCCUCCCUCACCAUCUCCUCCAAGAGCAUCACCCUCUACACACUCACCGGAAACCCCGACAUAUCGUUACUAUUCAUGCAACUCCCCGACGGAAACCUCGCGGGGACGGAUUCUCCACGACAGGGAGCCACGCUCACGGGCGUGAUGGAGGAUUUCCAGCCGGAUCGGAUAAACACGGGUGAUUAUGAGAGGGAGUUUGGAGAUGGGCAGGAUCAUAGUGACCAUGUCACGACGGGGCAUUAUGUCCAGUUGGCGGCGAAGGGGUAUACCGGUGGACAUACGUUGACCGGGUAUACCGGGUAUCCGGUUGCGCAGGAGCCGGAGGAUUUAAGUGGGGAUGAACUGGCGGAGAAGCAGAUGGUGUUCUAUACGUAUGCGGAACAUGAUAGUAAGGUUUGUCGGGAUCAGGCGGGGUGUGCGGGGGGAAAUGAGGCGGGGUGGAUGAAGAGGCAGUAUGCUUUGAGUGGCGAGCCGGUUGCGAGUGCCAUGGUGAUGGGGGCAGAGGGGAGGGUUGUGGGGACUGGUGGGAGGGUGCAGUUGGAUGGAUCGGGGAGUCAUGAUCCGAAUGGGGGGGAGUUGUCGUAUGAGUGGACGCAGGUGGGAGGGGAGGUGGUUGCGUUGGCAGAUGAAAGUGCAGAGCAGGUGUCGUUCACGGCGCCGGAGGAGCCGCAGACGUUGGAGUUUGAGCUGGUGGUUAGCAAUGGGAAGUUGAGCAGCUCGCCGUCCAGAGUGUCGGUUAUUACAGCCCCGGGGAGCAAUGUGGCCGGGAGUGCGACGGUGACGGCGUCGUCUGAGGGCACGGCGAAUGGCCAGACGGCGGACAAGGCUGUCGAUGGGGUGCUGACGGGCUAUCCGGGGGAUUCGACAGCAGAGUGGGCGACCGUGAGUGGGAAGGAGGGGAGUUGGUUGACGUUGACUUGGGCGAGUCCGCAGACCGUGUCGCAGGUGUUCCUGUAUGACCGGUUCAAUGUCGAUGAUCAGGUCACUGGGGGAAGGAUUGAUUUCGAUGAUGGUUCGAGUGUGGACUUUGGGGCACUGGAUACCUAUGGGAAGCCCACCAAGGUAGAUGUUGAGAAGACGAUCAAAGGUCUGACCGUUACGAUCACUUCGGUCAGUCCGUCGACAGGCAAUGUAGGGCUGGCGGAGAUCCAGGUAUUCGGCACGGCGGCCUGA
Aspergillus heteromorphus CBS 117.55 is the source of this 1449-nucleotide messenger RNA. RefSeq lists its product as uncharacterized. The record is from RefSeq and is a predicted model, not a curated record. Gene Ontology annotation, molecular function: N-acetylglucosaminylphosphatidylinositol deacetylase activity. Gene Ontology annotation, biological process: GPI anchor biosynthetic process. Lineage: Eukaryota; Fungi; Ascomycota; Eurotiomycetes; Eurotiales; Aspergillaceae. The coding region runs from base 1 to 1449 and encodes 482 amino acids. Gene Ontology annotation, cellular component: endoplasmic reticulum. The transcript is spliced from 2 exons.